This is a messenger RNA of Pistacia vera, 1620 nucleotides long. RefSeq lists its product as uncharacterized. Bases 1 to 1620 code for a protein of 539 amino acids. The record is from RefSeq and is a predicted model, not a curated record. NCBI's taxonomy places the organism in Eukaryota, Viridiplantae, Streptophyta, Magnoliopsida, Sapindales, Anacardiaceae. The transcript has a single exon.
AUGGCGAAUCUGACUUCUGAGAUCUUGGAUUCUGGUUUGAAGGUUGUUAAAGAGCAAAUUGACAGUGCGCGGGCAAUGAGUUCAGUAGCCCACUCUUCACUUCCAACUCUUUUAGUCAAAUUAGGGGAAAAGAACUAUAGUUACUGGAGAUCUCAGACUCUACCUGCACUUGCCUCUUACGAGCUCGAUGGCUUUGUAACAGGUGUGAAUCCAUGUCUUCCUAUGUUUAUAGUUGAGAAAAUGGUUGAUUAUGAACAAACUGUUAAGAAACCUAAUCCAAAAUACUUUGAUUGGAAGAAAACUGAUCAAUUUUUACUGAGCUGGUUAGUGUCCUCUAUUUCCGAAUCCAUGUUUAGACAUGUAGCCAAGUGUAUAAGUGCGUAUGAGAUUUGGAACACAUUAGAGUUGUAUUUUCAGUCAUUCUCUAAGGCUAGGACUCUACACUUACGGAAUUUGUUGCAAAGUACCAAAAAGGAGUCCAUGAGUGUUAAUGAAUACAUUUUGAGGAUGAAAGAAAUAGGUGAUGAGUUGGUAGCAAGUGGAGUUCAAAUUGGAGAAAAAGAGUUACUGUUAUAUAUUCUGGAUGGUUUGGGUCCAGAAUAUGAUGCCAUGGUAGCAAACCUUAUUGCUAACAGUAGUAGUACCACUAUUCAAGAAGCACAACUACUGUUACAUAAACAUGAGAUGCGCAUUGAAAAACAAAAUAGUGUAAUGACCAACUUUCAUGAGCAAAUGACCUCUGCUUUACUAGUUGCUAAGCAAGUUUCGAUUGAUCCAAAUAAUGUGUCACCAGUUCAGAAUUUUAAUAGCACUUCACCAGUUCAGAAGCUUGGUCCUAGGGGAGGCAUUUUUCAGAAUCCUGGGUCUAGCUCUUUAGUUCAACCGAAUAUGACAUAUACACAUCAUGAAGGGUAUACUCAACAGCCUCCUAAUCUGGCCAUGUACACUGCUGUAUCACCUCACCUUACUACUGCCCAAUAUCUUCCUACUAGUGGUUUUCAGUUUAAUAACAAUGGAAUGAGAGGCAGAGGUCGUGGCAGAGGCUAUUUUAGGCCUAGACUAGUUUGUCAAGUGGGUGGCAAACCUAGUCAUUCAACUCUGCAAUGUUACCAUCGGUUUGACUAUGAUUAUCAUGGGUUUCAACCUCACAACCCUUCUUCAAUCCAACCAGCUAACUCACCCAUACCUCCUCCUAUUACCAAUACCCAGCAAUACUCUGGAAGUUCUCAUGAUUCUGCUGCUCAAGUUCAAGUUCUUUAUGCAGCAAAUUUCCUACAACCAAAAAAUGCUGUCAGCUCCUAUGAUGUUUUUCAUGAUUUCUCAGCUACUGGUGGUACUAGAGGUUCUUCACCAAGUCCCACUACACCCGGAUAUCAUUCACAAGUACCUGAAUUUCAGUCUUUUCCUCAGUCUGGUCCUAUGACUUCUACCAACAACUCAACCAUGGGGCAACUGUCUGCUACACCUGUGCUGCCAAUUUCAAAUUCACAAGCUAUUGCCACGCCACAAACAGUUGCUGAUAAAUCCUGGUACAUGGAUUCUGGGGCAUCAAACCAUAUGAUUGCAGAUGUCUCUAAUCUGAUGUUGAAGUCACCUUAUCAAAGAGGAUCUCAAGUCUAG